Sabethes cyaneus is the source of this 6736-nucleotide messenger RNA. Its product is annotated as very low-density lipoprotein receptor-like. Lineage: Eukaryota; Metazoa; Arthropoda; Insecta; Diptera; Culicidae. The coding region runs from base 978 to 3965 and encodes 995 amino acids. The transcript has 16 exons. Gene Ontology annotation, molecular function: protein binding; calcium ion binding. The record is from RefSeq and is a predicted model, not a curated record.
UGGUUGAUGGUUUCGUUGCUACCGUCGCGAUUGUACAGGGCAAGAAGAAGUGAAUCCUUCCGCUAUCUGGGACGGAAUUGCGAUUUUGGUGGUCCCGCAGCUCUUCGAAUCGGAAGUUUUUCCUAAUUCUAGCUGGUUAAGUUGAUUUGCAUUGCGAAGGUGUUGACGGGUACCUCUGUAUCCGGUGUUGAAUUUUCCGGCUCAGUUGACCGUAGAGCAAUUUUCAGGGGGCCUGUCGUCUCGGUGGAAGAAAUCAAUUCAAGGCUCCUCCGGUGGAGCGCGAGUAGCAUAACGAAAGAGAAAGAGAGCCCCGGUCGUCGUCUGUGCUAUCUCGGAUUGUGGCGUGUUUCGGAAGUAUUGUGUGUGCGUGCGAAAUUCAGCGUAACAAUUACGUUUUGAAAUUUACUAUUCAUUUUCAAUAGGUGUCGUGUAACGUGUGCAGGUGCCAACUAGCGCAUCAGGUGUAUCGGUAGUGCUAAUCAAAGUCGGCUCAGCAGACCGAGGCCAGUAUUGUGCUCUCGAUUGAUAGUUGGUUGCCGUUUUCCCCGCUGGUUGGCGCGGGUGUAGUGGUACUGCAACAUUGUGUUUGUGUUGCGCUAAGUUUUGGUUACUGCUUUCUUCACCUCUCGAAGUGUGCCCCACAGGCCCCGGUACCGACGGCAAUCGGCGGGUGUUCAUUCUGCAGCAGUUUUUUUUGCAUUGCAAAAAGAUUGACGUAACCUCGUGUGGUGCCGUUCGUUUAUAUGCGAAGCAACCGUAGUGUCCGUACAAGCAAAAGCUAACCUCAAAGCGCGCGGUGCAUCUUUUUUGUGUGUUUUGCCCGAGAAUCAUAAUCGAAGCAAAAACAAAUCAUUCCGGUGUUUUGAAUUGGUGGCAUGUGUAAUGUGUAAGCGGUAAAGUGAAUUGUUCAAAGUUUAGUGUUAGUGUUGUUUAUAGUUAAAUGUGCUGAGGAAGUGCUACAGUCAGUGUUUUAAACCAUGACCCUGUCACUACGUUUGUUAGUGCUCGGGGCACUGUGCUCGUUGCAACUGGGACCGCUGGCCGGAGCCAACAAGCUAGGCUCGACAGGUCACAAUGAUCCGGUCUUACUGAAUGAGGAGACACUUCAGAGUAACAUGUUGCCCGAUGAGGAACCGCAGCAUGUAACCAAAGGACCUAAGCUGCCGGCUGGCAAACCGGUAAAGAAUUCAACCUCCGGCAAGGGGAUGCCGUCUCUGGUGAAAGGAUCCGCUAAUGAAUUGAACACAACCCUGCAGUGCUCGGAACGGCAAUUCCACUGCAACGACGGUCACUGCAUUCACGUCAGUUUUAUCUGCGACGGCGAGGCGGACUGUGCCGACGCAAGCGACGAGGACCCGCGCGAGUGCAAAAUUACAGAAUCAAACUGCUCCGAUGAUAAGUUCCGUUGCAAGAGCGGCCGGUGCAUCCCGAAGCACUGGCAGUGCGACGGGGAGAACGAUUGUUCCGACGGUUCGGACGAGGAUUCGGAAAAGUGUCAAAGUAAGGUGUGCUCAUCGGAGGAGUUUACCUGUCGCAGUGGAACCGGAACGUGCAUCCCGCUGGCCUGGAUGUGCGACCAGAACCGAGAUUGCCCGGACGGAUCGGACGAGAUGUCAUGCAAUGAAACCUGUCGCUCGGAUGAGUUCACCUGUGCCAACGGGCGCUGCAUACAGAAGCGGUGGCAGUGCGACCGGGACGAUGACUGCGGAGACAACAGCGACGAGAAGGGUUGCCAGGCAACGACCUGCGAUCCACUGAAGCAGUUUGCCUGUUCGGAGAAUUACUGCAUUACGGCCAAGUGGCGCUGCGAUGGUGAACCAGAUUGCCCGGAUGGAUCCGAUGAAAGGGGUUGCUCGAAUUCAACUCCACCGGCGGUGAACCCGUGUCUGUCGUUGGAGUACCAGUGCAAUGAUCGAAUCACCUGUAUUCACAAGAGCUGGAUAUGUGAUGGGGAAAAAGACUGCCCCCAGGGUGAUGACGAAAUGCCGCCGAUCUGUCAGAAUGUAACCUGCCGGCCGGAUCAGUUCCAGUGUAAGAAGGACAAGACCUGCAUCAACGGGCGAUUCCACUGCAACGGGAAGCCCGACUGCUCGGAUGGCAGUGACGAGUUGGAGUGUGCUGAACGACCGGUAGUUAAGUGUAAUCCAAAGACAGAGUUCGACUGUGGGGGAGGUAUGUGCAUUCCAUUGUCUAAGGUUUGUGACAAGAAGGCGGAUUGUCCAGAGUUCCAGGACGAACCAACGGAUAAAUGUGGUAAGAACGAAUGUCUACAAAACAAUGGGGGUUGUUCGGACAUUUGCGUGGAUACACCCGCUGGAUAUUACUGCGAUUGUAAGCAGGGCUACAAACUGGUGAACAACCGAACUUGCGAGGACAUCGAUGAAUGUCAGGAAGCCGGUUCGUGUUCGCAGAAAUGUACCAAUGAGAUCGGUACGUUCAAGUGCGAAUGUAUGACCGGAUACCUUCGGGAUCCGCGCGAUCACACCAAGUGUAAGGCUACCGAAGGACACGCUUCGCUUCUAUUCGCUAGACGGCACGAUAUUCGCAAAAUUUCCCUGGACCACCGUGAAAUGACAUCGAUCGUAAACGAUACCAAAUCCGCUACGGCUUUGGAUUUCGUGUUCCGAACGGGCAUGAUCUACUGGAGUGAUGUUUCCGAGCAGCGCAUUUACAAGGCUCCGAUCGAUGAAGGAUCAGACAAAACGGUGGUGGUUAAAAGCCAAACCGUUACUUCAGACGGACUGGCUGUCGAUUGGAUUUACAAUCACAUUUACUUCACCGACAUCAAGAAGUCCACAAUUGAACUGACCAACUUCGAUGGAAAUAUGGGAAAAAUUCUGAUCAAAGAUGAUCUGGAAAUUCCUCGGGCGAUCGCGCUGGACCCAAUUGAUGGAUGGAUGUACUGGACCGAUUGGGGUACCAGUCCACGAAUCGAGCGUGCCGGAAUGGAUGGAACCCAUCGGCAGGUCAUCGUAAACUAUGAAGUCAAGUGGCCGAACGGAAUCACGCUGGACUUGGUGCGGAAACGAGUUUACUGGGUUGAUGCUAAGCUAAAUGUCAUUUCAUCGUGCAAUUACGAUGGCAGCCAGCGAACGGUUGUACUCUACUCGGCAGACUAUCUGCGGCAUCCGUUUUCGAUUACCACCUUCGAGGAUUAUGUGUACUGGACCGACUGGGACAAGGAAGCCGUUUUCAAGGCGAACAAAUUCAACGGCAAGGACAUUGAACCGGUGACGGCGAUGCACAUGCUCCAGCAUCCGAUGACAAUCCACGUGUACCAUCCGUACCGCCAGCCGGACGGCACCAAUCACUGUCAGGCGGUGAACGGACACUGCUCGCAUCUCUGCCUACCGGCGCCGCAGAUCAACAGUCGGAGCCCGAAAAUAUCCUGUGCGUGCCCGACCGGUCUAAAGCUGAUGGAUGACGGUCUCAUGUGCGUGGAAGACGUGAGUGCAACUACCAGGGGUCCACCAAUGCAUGCCGUACCUCAUCCGUCAUCGGGACCGAGUGCAACCAAAGACAACAAACAGAUCGAGCACCAUUCCAGUAACCUAUACGAUAGCAGCAAGGAUAUUAUAAGCUCCUCCACGGUAAACCCGUUGACGUCCUCCUCCUCGUCCUUCUCUACUUCGUUCGAAAGCCAAAACUCUACCGUAAGAAAUGGCACCGACGGAACCAUCAUCCAACCGGGAGUGGUAGAGCCCGAUUCCGGAUUAGUGGCCGGCAUCGUCAUCGUUGUCGCCGCAGUUUGCGUCAGCAUACUGUUCUUGUUCUGCUACCUUCUCUAUCGGCAUUACGUGCACCGGAACUCAACCUCGAUGAACUUUGACAAUCCGGUCUAUCGGAAGACUACCGAAGACCAGUUCACACUGGAGAAGAACCCACCGAACCGCAUGUACCCCAGCACGGUGGGUGAAGAGGCCCAGGAACCACUAAACAAACCGGGCACGAACGACUUCGUUUAACCUCUCCCCUUUUUUUGUCUCCGGAUGAGGUAGUAAAACAUAAUAGAACAGUAAUAAACAACGCAACAACAGCAAAGAACAAAACCAGUCAGCAAAAACAAAAAGUUAAUCACAACAACAACAACAACCACCACCACCAAAUCGAGAGUAAGACUUGCGGGCAAUUGUUCACGGGCGGGCGGCGGCGGCGGUUAACCACAAAAAAGAAGAUUAUGAUAAUGAUUCACACGCACGCGUGGGGGGGUGAAAGAAGAAAUGAACCGAGUCCUGGAGCGGGGUCGAUCCAUCCGACCUGCCGGCCGAGGCUGUGCUGUACCUUCCUACUGUCAGAGUGUCAAAUUUUGCAAACUUUGCGAAACUUUGACGAAUGAAAACCCAGGCAUACUAGAUUCGCGUGUGCGCGCUUCCCUAAGAAAAAAAUAAAUGGCAGCAGACAGUGUGUGUGUGUUUGUUAGUAGGAGGCAACAUUAACAACGCAACACGGUUGGUUGAAUUGUUUACAAUUAUAGGUAUUCGUUUGUUUUUUUUUUUGUUUGGUUAGGUGCAACCUCUAUCUAUUUUUCCCAUUUUUUAGAAUAUUAAUUGUAGAAAGUUUACAACUUGUGUGUGUAUUUUUCGUAGAAAAAAAUAUCUAUUUAGCAAAAGUGUGCACGCAACUUGCGGAUUUCGCUCAAAUUUUAGGGUUACAUUAUAAGUUUAAUUUGUUAAUUUUUCUUGUGUGAAAAAAAAUAAACAAAUAACUCGUUCAAAGCUUGAGCUAGACAUUCCCUGUCUAGUUGCAGCUUUGAUGGCGGGUGAAAUAAAUGUUAAAGGCAUUAUUUUGGACACUAGUUCUUCUUUAUCGAUUGUUCAUUCGGCCUUAAUCAUGAUUGUAGCUUCGAGUCUUCAGGUGAGGAAAUUUUAGGCCAAACGUAAAGUAAUUGUAAAAAAUCGAAGAGAAUUAUUAUUAGCAGAACACACACAAAUGUUUAAUUAGACUAUACUAGUGCGGGUGUGUUGAACAGUGGUGUAGAUAUUAUUUUGUUCUAAUUAAACACAAAAAAAUUAAAGAUAAAAAAAAACAAUCAAACACAAACCCUGCGAAUUUAUAGAAACUUUUUUACUUUAAUAAAUAUUUUCCUAAAACACUCAACUAGAAAAAAAAACAAUCAAGGCAGUUAUGCAGCACGCACAAUUUUGGUUACGAAAAAAAAACUGUGUAGACUCAGUGUGCUUCGUUAAAGCGAUCGUCUACUGUAGAGAUAAUUUUAAUGCUCAAUUAGUUUUCUUGACUCUUCAUACGGGACUGAGAAUGCUUUUGGGAAGAUUACUAACUUCACUGUAGUUGCUUUUUUCCACUCUCAACAGCGCAGCUCUUCUACAGCUAUUACAAUUAUAGGUACUACUCAUCGUUAAGCACGCAUCUUUCGCUGUUUCCUCCAAAUUGUUAUCGCUCAUCGGGAAUAGAAUUUGCUCAAAAUGGUGGUUAGCGGAAUGUUUAAUCCUGGCAGUGGGCCACAUUUUUCCUAGUUCAAAUAACCGUAGACUUUACGAUAGAGAAUCAGUACACUCCAACACAGAACGAACGAAAACGUCCGUCUGCAUAAUUCUUGCCAAAUUUAGUCUAGUAGAAACAUUGUAGCUUUAUUAGCGAUGACUGUUUAUUUUUCUGUUAUCCCUCAACAUUAAAUGAAAGUAGGAUUUAAACCCAAUUUCUUUCCUUCCAUAGUCAAAUAUAAGGAAACUACGAGCAACUAUUUUGAAACAAAUUUAGCGAGAGUUUUUAAUAACAUAAUUUCCUUCCCCCUCCAAAAAAAGGUAAAUAAAAAUCCUGCCAAAUAAUAAACGGUACAGUUUGUAUCAACUCAACACAUCUUGAAACUAAAACCAACAUUAAAUGUGUACCAUUAAAGCAACAGAGACCGUAUGCUGUUUAGUAAUGCACACGCCCUGAGUUGAAUCCAUCAUGGUAAAACGCCACCAUAAAAGAUACCCCUUAAACGAUAUCAAACCUUCUAAACGAGAUUAACAAGACAAGAUUCACAAACGCUAUCGCUACGAGCGAACAAGAGCAGUAACAAUAUCAUCACACGCAAACACACAACAAACAACACACACACACACACACACGCAUACAUAUAAACACAUUCUUAAAAUCGAAACAAACUAAACAAAAGAUCAAAAUCCACGAGUCUUUUUUGAUAUUUUGUAAAUAUAAUUGACGCAGUAAGAAACAUGCGAAACAAAAAAAAAUUAAAACAUUAACCCCGAGAAUUCAUACUCUAAAUUAACGUAAUUUAUUAAGAGAAAAGAAGAAAACAAAAACAAGAAACAAGCUAAGCGAUAAAUUCUACGCGCAACCCAAACAGUAAAUAGAUUGUAUCCCUUACAGAGGAGAGGGGUAAAAAAGAAAAAAUAAAAUCAAAGACAAUGUCCGGGUUUGGGGACAUAAAAGUUUAAAAACAAAAACUGACCCGGCUACGGUUACGCGGUUGAAUCGAACAACUUUACUAACGGGAUUAAAGCAAAAGCAAACAAAUUGUGCGGAAGAAGAAGAUCACACCACACACACACACACGCUCACCAUACAUGCAGUGAAAUGGAGCCGAUUAUUUUUGUACAUAAUGAGUGAAAGAAGACAAAACACAACUAACACAAAAAGAAGAUGAUGAAGAAGAAGAAGGUGAAAAACAACCAGUAAAACAACAGAAAACAAAAUUCUAUACACUGUAAGCGUCGAAAGAAAAUGAUGAUAAAUAAACAUUGGAAAGGUAAUGUACUGUAAUGGAGUA